This is a messenger RNA of Racocetra persica, 434 nucleotides long. Lineage: Eukaryota; Fungi; Glomeromycota; Glomeromycetes; Diversisporales; Gigasporaceae. The record is from the annotation of a GenBank genome assembly.
CCAAGUCUAACUUGUUCUCUGGUUUAAAUAACGUCGCCGAAUAUGGCUUAUUAGAAGAAAGAUUUACUGAAUAUUACGGAUUUACUCAAGAAGAAGUUGAUGAAUUACUAGUUAAAGUGCCGGCAAUUAUUAACAAAGAUAGUGGUAAUAUGGACUUACUAGAAAAAGCCUUUUUGAAUGAUGAAGUUCAAGAACAAAUUCAACAAUUGGUUCGUGGCAAGAGCAUCGUUUCCCCCAUCGAAAAAGAAAUUAGUUUUAGUGAUUUUGAGCAACCCGAAAUUCUUUUUAGUUUAUUACUUUUCAGUGGCUAUCUGAGUCCGAUGACCAAGUCUUCUUUACAAACCGAUGCUUAUGAACUAGCAGUUCCUAAUCGAGAAGUACAAAAAGUUCGGGAGUUCGUAAAACAAUUAAAGGAACUUUUAUUAGAAGGAGGA